Komagataella phaffii GS115 is the source of this 687-nucleotide messenger RNA. RefSeq names its product Phosphatidylinositol synthase, required for biosynthesis of phosphatidylinositol. The record is from RefSeq and is a predicted model, not a curated record. The transcript has a single exon. NCBI's taxonomy places the organism in Eukaryota, Fungi, Ascomycota, Pichiomycetes, Pichiales, Pichiaceae. Gene Ontology annotation, biological process: phosphatidylinositol biosynthetic process. Gene Ontology annotation, cellular component: Golgi apparatus; membrane. Bases 1 to 687 code for a protein of 228 amino acids. Gene Ontology annotation, molecular function: CDP-diacylglycerol-inositol 3-phosphatidyltransferase activity.
AUGACAGACAACAAUGAAUACAAUGUUACUACUAAGACAAUUUUCACAUAUAUUCCCAAUCUGAUAGGUUAUUCCAGGGUGGUCACAGCCAUCGUCUCAUUAUUUUUAAUGAAACAGCACCCUAUAUAUAUGACCUUCAUAUAUGGAGUUUCAUGUCUACUGGAUGCGUUCGACGGGACCGCUGCUAGGAGAUAUAACCAAACAUCAAAAUUUGGUGCCGUACUUGAUAUGGUUACUGAUAGGUGCACCACUGCAUCUCUAAUAGCAUUUUUGGUGAUUCUGUAUCCGUCGUAUGCUAUUUUAUGGCAAUGUCUCAUUUCUUUGGAUUUGGCAUCACACUACAUGCACAUGUAUGCUUCUUUGGUAGCAGGAAGUGGAUCACAUAAGAAUAUUGAUGAAGGCGAAAACUUUCUUCUCAAACUUUACUACACUUCUAAGAAGGUGUUAUUUACAGUAUGUGCAUUCAAUGAGUUGUUCUACGUCGCACUUUAUUUAGCUGCUUUUGAUUUCAACCCUCUUCCACUGGUGAAUAUGACUUUUGGUAGAUUAUUGGCUGUUGUUUCAUUUCCAAUAUGGCUUUUCAAGCAGUUCACCAAUGUUAUCCAGUUAGUUGGUGCGGCUACAAAACUGGCAGAGAUAGAUGUUACAGAUAAGGUCAACGAAUUGCGCAAGAAAGAUGGCAAAUGA